CCUACGGUUUUUUCUCAAGCACUACACGAGUUUCCGCUCUAGUAGUUUAAUAUGCAUCAUAUUUCCUCCAAUUUUCUCAACAAAAAUGAUACUAACUUUCUCCAAUUUAUUUCCUCAAUAACCAUCAUUUUCCUUUUUUUUCCUUCCCACCUAAUUAACCUAUUAACCUCACACCCCAAAAAUCCAUCUUCGUUUUUUUCGCCUUAAUUUUUUUUUUGUAACCCGAUCGAAGAACACGGUUCUUGUCGUCAAUAAUUUCGGAAUUAAGCGUUGAAAUUGGCCUAGGUUUUCAAUUUCCCCUUUUGAAUGGAACGUCGCGUUGGAAAUAAGUAUCGUCUUGUUCGUAAGAUCGGUAGUGGUUCGUUUGGGGAGAUCUAUUUAGGUACUAAUAUUCAAACUAACGAAGAUGUUGGAGUUAAGCUUGAAAAUGUCAGAACGAAGAAUCCUCAGUUGCUGUAUGAGUCCAAGUUGUACAGAAUACUACAAGGAGAGCCUGGGAUUCCAAAUAUUAAAUGGUUUGGAGUGGAUGGAGAUUACAAUGUUCUAGUAAUGGAUCUGCUUGGACCUAGUCUAGAAGAGAUGUUUAACUUCUGUAAUAGAAAGCUCUCGCUAAAGACAGUUCUCAUGCUUGCUGAGCAAAUGAUCAAACGUGUUGAGUUUGUUCAUUCUAAAUCGUUUCUCCAUCGGGAUAUCAAACCAGAUAAUUUCCUCAUGGGCUUGGGAAAGCGGGAAAACCAGGUUUACUGUAUUGAUUUUGGUUUAGCAAAGAAAUAUAGAGAUAGUACAACCCAUCGACACAUUCCUUACAGGGAAAAUAAGAAUUUGACUGGAACUGCAAGAUAUGCUAGCAUGAAUACCCACCUUGGCAUUGAGCAAAGUCGAAGAGAUGAUUUAGAGUCUAUUGGUUAUGUCUUGAUGUACUUCCUGAGAGGAAGUCUCCCAUGGCAAGGACUUCAAGCAAGAACCAAGAGAGAAAAGUACGAGAAAAUUAGUGAAAAGAAGGUUUCUACUUCGAUUGAGGCCUUGUGUCAAGGUUAUCCAACAGAAUUUGCGUCAUACUUCCAUUAUUGCCGGUCAUUAAGGUUUGAUGACAGACCAGAUUAUGCUUACCUCAAAAGAAUAUUCCGCGACCUGUUUAUCCGUGAAGGAUUCCAGUCUGAUUACGUCUUUGAUUGGACUAUCUUGAAAUAUCAGCAAUCACAGCUAAUCACUCCUCCAGCACGUGGUAUUGGGCCUGGUGCUGGAACUAGUUCUGGAGUGCCUCUUGCUAUGACUAAUGCUAACCGACACGCCGGAAGGGAAGAAGGGCGUCCUCCUGGUUUGGUUUCAGGAGACUCUACAAGACGACGAAUGUCGGGGCCCAUUUUAAAUUCUGUAAAUAUGUCAAAGCAUAAAAAUCCAACCUCUAGUGACGCUGCUGUUAGUAAGGAGGUUAUGUUAUCAAAUGCCAAUGUCUUGGGCGAAUCAAGUGGGUCAUCAAGGCGAGUUGCUGAUAGUAGUAGCCGCAAUCCAUUUGGUGGCGCUGAUUCAGAUCUCCGUGCUCGUGCUUCUGAAAGUAUCCGUGGAAAAGCACACAUAAGUUCAAGUGGACAAAGAGGUUCACACAUUGGAUCGUCAGAUCCAAAUAGAGUAGCAGCAUCUUCUAAUAAUGGUUCUCAUGUCAAGAAUUAUGAAACCGCAGUCAAGGGCAUGGAGGGUUUGAAAUUAAAAAACGUCGACUCCCAUUAAUAAUUUCUUCCCAUUUUAUCUUGUACAUAUAAAAUUCGGGUUUACAUGCACUGCAACAGUUGCUUAUGUUGCUAGUGAGCUGUGAGAGAUGGGUUUGAUACAGAAAUUCCGGCUUCUAUUGCGGCUCAUCUGCGCGUAGCGAUAAAGCUUAGAAGCAGAAAGAACUUGAAGUAAAUCAGAGAUACUUGAUGUAAAGCUUAGGUCUAAAUUGACACUUAUUUUUUUGGCGGGAACCCCUUAUAUUUGUAACCUUUUCCUGUGAGCAACUAUUAAUUUAUUUGAUGCUUUUAGUGUCAUAUGGAUCACAUAGUUCAGUGAUAUCAAAUAAGAGCAAAAAUUUUAAAUUUA
Vicia villosa (hairy vetch) is the source of this 2076-nucleotide messenger RNA. Its product is annotated as casein kinase 1-like protein 1. Gene Ontology annotation, biological process: endocytosis; peptidyl-serine phosphorylation; signal transduction. Gene Ontology annotation, cellular component: cytoplasm; nucleus. Lineage: Eukaryota; Viridiplantae; Streptophyta; Magnoliopsida; Fabales; Fabaceae. The record is from RefSeq and is a predicted model, not a curated record. Bases 307 to 1728 code for a protein of 473 amino acids. The transcript is spliced from 14 exons. Gene Ontology annotation, molecular function: protein serine/threonine kinase activity; ATP binding.